Messenger RNA from Mercurialis annua (annual mercury), 1073 nucleotides. RefSeq lists its product as uncharacterized. Lineage: Eukaryota; Viridiplantae; Streptophyta; Magnoliopsida; Malpighiales; Euphorbiaceae. Bases 108 to 998 code for a protein of 296 amino acids. The record is from RefSeq and is a predicted model, not a curated record. The transcript has 4 exons.
GUCUCCAUUAUACUUUUCCAAAUAAAUAAAACAACACACUUUCAAAUUCUGCCAUUCAUCCUCUCUUUGAGAUACAAACAAGUAGACAACUACCAACUUAAUUAGAGAUGGUGAACACUAUAGCAAUCUACACGCCAUUAUUGCAUGGCCUGCUAAAGCUAGCCGGUAUGAAACCUCAAGCAGUAGAGCUCGAGCCAGGCACAACCGUCCACUUCUGGAUCCCAACCAAACCCACCAACAAACCAGUUGUGGUGCUUCUACAUGGUUUCGGACUAAACGGAAUUCUCACAUGGCAGUUUCAGAUUCUAUCUUUGGCAAGAGAAUACGCGAUUUACGUCCCGGAUUUCCUUUUCUUCGGAGAAUCUAUCACCGAUAAACCCAACAGAUCACCAGCGUUCCAAGCCGAGUGUAUAGCCAUGAGUUUAAGGAAACUUGGAGUGGAGAAGUGCAGUUUGGUAGGGUUGAGCUAUGGAGGAAUGGUUGGGUUCGUUAUGGCUGCCAUGUACCCUGAUUUAGUCAAGUCAAUGGUUGUGUCGGGCUCGGUUUUGGCUUUGACUGAGUCCAUUACUUCUACUGGUUUACAAAGAAUUGGAUUCUCUUCUUGGAAUGAAUAUUUGUUGCCUGAAACAGUGGAGGGUGUGAAAAAUAUGUUGGAGAUUGCUUCCUAUAAGCUUCCUUGGAUGCCAAGCUUUGUUUUUCGACAUAUUUUGGAGGUGAUGUUUGACAAUAGGAAGGAAAGAAAUGAACUUCUAGACACAUUGAUAACAAAGGACAAGGACUUUACCAUUGCUCACUUCUCACAAUCACAGAAUAUCCAUCUUUUAUGGGGAGAAAAUGACAGAAUUUUCAACUUAGAAGUAGCUCAAAACUUGCGAGAGCAACUUGAAGGAAAGGCACCUUUGCAUUGCAUAAAAAAGGCAGGUCAUCUUGUUCCAAUGGAAAGACCAUGUUUUUAUAAUAGCCAACUCAAGAAAAUUCUUGCCACUAUUUAUCAUUAAUUAGUAGUGAAAAACUUGUUGAUUUAAUUACAAUUGCCCAACUCAAAAACUAUUACUCCCUCCAUUUUUAUUUAG